Nematocida major is the source of this 423-nucleotide messenger RNA. RefSeq lists its product as uncharacterized. NCBI's taxonomy places the organism in Eukaryota, Fungi, Microsporidia. The transcript has a single exon. The record is from RefSeq and is a predicted model, not a curated record. Bases 1 to 423 code for a protein of 140 amino acids.
AUGCUUAGAGAGUCGUACAGGAACUUCAACAUGUGUUUAUUCACCAAAGCAGGGACACCGCUGCCCCUAGACGACAACGAAAUGCUUCUAUACACUGCGGAGUCUGUGGGAUUUCACAUCGUAGUUGGAGAAGGGGGUCUAUUCGACACGUACUGGCACAAAUCAGACAGUGGCUCUGUCUUUAUAACCAAUUGCAGGGUUAUUUACAUACCAAGAAAUCCCACCACAAAUUUCUGCUCUUUUUUCUGCAAAAGCACUUCCGUGAUGGAUGCUGCCGCGAAGGAGGACACGCGCAUACGCAUGUCAGUCUCGCUGAAUGGGAAUGUCCCCGGGAAAAUCACGCUUAAAAUGAAGAAGAAUCUCCCAGACACAUUCCUGACGCAGCUAAGCGUAUCACAGGACUAUCUAAGAGCGCUAGAGUGA